Etheostoma cragini (Arkansas darter) is the source of this 7159-nucleotide messenger RNA. It is a transcript of the gene rp1, whose product is annotated as oxygen-regulated protein 1. Gene Ontology annotation, cellular component: axoneme. Gene Ontology annotation, biological process: photoreceptor cell development; retina development in camera-type eye; axoneme assembly. NCBI's taxonomy places the organism in Eukaryota, Metazoa, Chordata, Actinopteri, Perciformes, Percidae. The record is from RefSeq and is a predicted model, not a curated record. The coding region runs from base 345 to 6923 and encodes 2192 amino acids. The transcript has 5 exons.
UGGAGAAUUACAGGAUAACAUUAGCAAUAAUGUAAAACUGUCGGUUGGCCAAAUAAGAUUUAAAUCCUACAAUAUUGCCAUCCAUUUGUGAUUGAAUCUUAUACUAAUAAAAAGUUUUGUCUGCAGCGAUACAGGUCCUCUGUUUCCUUCAUUUGUUAUCUUGAUAUGCUGAUUAGGUGUGAGCAAAGAUUAAGCAAAUUGGCCCCGAUGUUGCAUGUCCCAAAAUAGCCCUCCAACGCUACUGAGAGGCUUUGACUAGCGCUCGGAGGAAUAACGGAUGCACACUUUCUGUUGUUUAGCCGCUAUAAUUAAGGUGAAAUGUGAGAUAUACACCACCUCACAAUAUGAGCAACACACCCGUCCAGGAAGAGGCCCAGGAGCCACCUGCUCAGGAAUUGUCCGCCGGAAGUGGGCAGACUUUACCCUCCCGACCCUUACAGCCAACCUCUGACCACUCAUCUUCUAAAAGAGUAUGUUUCUACAAAAGUGGUGACUAUAAAUUCGGUGGGCAUCGCAUGGUGAUCAAUGCCCGGACCUUCAAGACAUUUGAUGCUCUACUAGACGCUCUGUCCAAAAAAGUGCCACUGCCAUUUGGAGUGAGGACCAUCACCACACCUCGCGGAACCCACCUGGUCAAGGCUUUAGAUGGCUUGCAUGAUGGGGGAUCUUAUGUGUGUUCUGAUCAGAAACGGGUGAAGCCAUUUAACCUGGAUGAAGUGAAACGGCGGCAGGUACCAUGGAACACUACCAGACCCUUCAGCGCAGGGCGGCAAAAACGUCAAGGACCCCAGUUUGGCAGAAGGAAUGAAGUCACCACCAAGAGACCAGCAAAUGUCACUGACAGGGUGGCACUACGGACACCAAAGAGGCUUGUGGUCAUCCGAAAUAGGGAUCCUACUGUUAAACGCACAAUUGUGUUGCAGAGAAGAACAGCACCAACAUUUGAUGCUUUACUGGAUUACCUUUCCCAAAUUCUGCAGUUUCGAGUGCUGAAAAUCUUCUCUACAGAUGGCAGAAGAGUCGAUAGUCUUGCAGGACUUAUCCUGUGCUCUGGAGUUAUUGUGGCAGCGGGCAACGAGCCAUUCAGAUUAGGAAACUACAGUUUUCAAGGAGCGGGGCAGAUGGCACAAGUAAUGUCCAUGGAUACUGUGGAACCAUCUAUGUUGCAGCCCAGAACUCAGAACAACAAAUCUUUGUCGAGUGGAAGAGGCUCAAGGAAUUUUUCCCUAUCAUCAGAGAGACAUAUUGUCAACCAGAUAAAAAACUCUCGAAAUGGAAGCCCGAACGGCCACCUGCUUCACCACAACGGAUCAUCAACAGAGUUCAACCAUCGCCAGAAAUCAAUGGAGACACAUGGAACCGGGCAGAUAGAUAACGAGCAUCUAGCUGACAUUGUACCUCAGGACGAUGACAUUGAAAAGUCUUUCCGUGUGAAUCAAGAUGGCAGCAUGACAGUGGAGAUGAAAGUUCGUCUGACCAUUAAAGAGGAGGAGAUGCUCCACUGGACUACAACACUCAGCCGCUCCAGCCUUAGCAAGGGGACAGUUUGUGCCUCAAUAUCUGAGUCGGGCAACAGCUCCCUUGACUUUAACAACGCCGCUGCCAAAGAGUCCUCUAGCUUAAGUGAAAAUGAAACAAAAGUGGAAAAUCAUCCUGGUGGAGCCAGAAAUGGCAUCUGCUUUAACGACGAGCGGGCAAAUGAGGGUUACACUUCCAUGACCUUGGGAAAAGAAAAAACUGGUUUCAAGUGCACUCCUACGCCAGGUCCUCGGCAAGUUACAAAGAAGGUAUCUGUUGAGAGUGUGAAGACAGUGAGAGAGUCAGGGGUUCAGAAGAGCACACUGGGACAUUAUUCCUACAUGGAGAGGACGGCUGGCGGUGAGACAACUGAUGGAUACUGUGUUGUCAAACACAGCAGCAGCAGUAGUAGCAACAACAGGCCAAUCCCAAAACCUCGGAAAACAGCAUCUGUUAGGGCAAGCAACAAAGGCUCCCACUCCUCUAUCAGUUCAUCAGGAGUAGCUGAGGUCCUUCAGAUACAGAAUAACGGGAUGGAGGUUACAGAGACGGUGAUGCAUAUUUAUGAGAGUCAAGGCUGCUACGACAACUAUUUUGCAAAUGAGAAACAUAGCGCAGAUGGUGAACCUUCGCAAUGUUCCACUCCAGUGCCAGAAAGUAAACCAUCCAUUGACUCAGCGCAGCGUUCAACCAGCAAUGACUGUGAUGUUGAUUUUAGCUGUCAGCCACACACAACUGACUCGCUACAAAGACAGAAAGAGGAAAUGUUAUCAUUGUCAUCAGAGCCAACCCCAACACAUGACAUCACUGCAACAAACUCCCAAAUACAGGAGACAGUAAGAAAAGACAAAACUAAACGCGAAUCAAGGAAAAAGAUGAUUAAACCCGCUCGGAAUCCGAAGAGUUCAACUUCAACAAGCAGCUCGAUAAAAAAACAAAAGGAAAGCAUUGUAAGCCCCUCAAAUAUUAGCAAACAUUCAUGUCCAGACAAGCUCGGCAGCAAUGCCAGUGUGGAAAAAAAGGCUUUAAGUUCAUCAGAAAGUGCUAGAAGUGGUCAAAAGAGUAGGGGAGCAGAUAAGCCUCAAAUUAAGAAAGUGAGUACCGAUGAAAAGACACCCAGGAAAAAUGAAGCCUUAAAAAUGACUACACCUAAGAAACCAAACGUGAGUAAAGCAUCUGCUAAAUAUAAUGGCCAUAAUGUAAAUACUCCAACUGGAAGGCCUCAAAUGAAGAAGAACAUGUCAGACAUUUUACAACCCAAAAAAUCCCUUUAUCCUGACAAAAAGACAAUUAUCAAGCCCAAAGUCAUGACUGGGAACAGAAUACCAUCACCUCAAAAGUCUUUACAGUUAAGUGAGAGUUUUUCAAUGCCCUUACUCAAUCCUUCACCCUCUGAAAUCCACCAAUAUGUUGAGAGCUGGUUGGAGAAAGUCAGCCCAGACCCAGUGCCAUACAUUGAGGAGGCCAUCACAGCUGAAUCAGAGCCUCAGACAAAAGUUGUUUUUCAGAUAGGCGGUGAUUCUGAAUUAGAUGAAAAUAGUGAAUGCCAACCUCAUCAGGAUGAGCAUUACCCAUCGCCCGGCGAGGCUGUCAAGGCGUCAGCGUCCUGUCUAUCAGUACCUCAUUGUCAUGGAACUCUGCUGCACAACGAACGAUUUGCAAGAGGUUUAUGUGCUUCAAUGCCGAGUGUCAGAGACAACCCUGUGCACUUGGAAAACAGACUGAGGCCACACAAAUCUGCAGAGACCAUCGUUGCAGCUGACAACGAAGCAUCUUCAUCUAAAUCCAACAUUUUGGAUUCAAGAGCAAAGAUAAAACCGGUCCUGCGGGAACUUUAUUCAUCUAUUCACUGUAUCAGAAGUGCAUCUGAAACCAACACAACAUCCAACCUGGAGAAGUCCAACAGCCUUCCUGAUUUCUCAACCCAAGUGGCAUCAGUGUUGGGCUCGUCAUGUAAAGCCUUUGUGUCAUUCUUAUCAGUGAUGACUCUGCGAGAUAACCUAACAGGAUCUGCGGCGGGAGACUGUAUCCAAUCAAGAAGCCCCUCAGAGACCAUGCUGAUGGUGGAAUCACUGCAAAAGAUUUCUGCCAUCGAGGACGAGGAGGAGCUGAGGGCAAGUUUGACGGAACUACAGAGCAGAGCAUCUUCUCAGUUCAGAGAACGCUGGAAAGAUUUCCAGAUUCUGAGGGAAAGGCUUGACAGUGAGCCGCUGUCUUCCAAAGUUUCAGAAACAGAAUUUGCCUUGGAUCUUUUCUCCGAAGGGGGGGAUGCAUUUGAGGAUCUUGACGAGCUGAUGGAUGAGCUGAAUAUGCCGCAAGACCUCAGAGCAGAGAUUUCUUCAACAAUCCAUCAAGCUAAAAGUUUUUACCCUGUAGAGGACAGCACUUUUGUAGAAACUGAAAAAAACCAAUCGGACUCAGAGGAAGAUGUGGAAACAUUUGUUGAAGAAUGCAAUAAUGAAACAAAACAAUCACUUGAGCCUGAUAUUACCUGCGUGGCUGAGGACACUGCUCAAACAAAACAGGAUGAUGAUAAUGGUGAGAUAGAUAACUUAAAGAAAUUGCAAUCUGUGUAUACUCAACAGGCCAAGAUGACGACCGAGUCAGAGCAAGAACCUGAUAAAGGAUCAGAAAAAUCCAAAACAGAAAGAGAUGAGUCUGUAACAGAGCCAGAAAAUGACGAAGGUAGGAAGGAAGAAGGGAAACACAUAGAGGAUAUGGUGGUGAAUGACAGAGAGGAUGGACAUACAGAAGAGAUAGUUUAUGAUAAUGAUAAUGGUGAUGGUGAUGGUUGUGGUGAAGAGACUGAAAAGGCAGAAAAGGAAGAUGCAGAAGAGGGGGCACUGACAGAAGUGGAUGUUAAGGGAGAGGAGGAAUCAGAAAAAGAAAAGGGAAGUGUAAAAGAGGAGGAGGAAUCUGUUCAGGAAGUAGAUGGAGGGGCAGAGGGACACAUGACAGUGGAUGAAAAAAUGCAGAAAUUAGAAGAAGCAGAGGAGGGAUUAAUGGAUGAAGAAGUUCAACAAGCAAGAGAGGAUGAUAGUGUCGAAGAGACAGAUGAGAGAGAGGGUGUUGAGGAGAUAGAAGAAGGGGAGUAUGAGGUUAUUGAGGAGUCAGAUCAAGGAGAGGAAGUAGAAAAUAUUGAAGAAGUAAAAGAAGAGGAGGAGGAGGAGGAAGAAGACAAAGUAGAUGAGGUUAUUGGGGAGCCAGAUCAAGGAAUGAUAGUAGGAAAUAUCGAAGAAGUGGGGGAGGAAGAGGAAAAAGAGGCAGAUGAGGUUAUUGGGGAGACAGAUGAAGGAGAGGAAGUAGAGAAUACUGAAGAAGUUGAGGAGGAGGAAGAGGAAGAUGAAGAGGAAAAAGAAGCAGAUAAGGUUAUUGGGGAGACAGAUGAAGGAGAGGAAGUAGAGAAUAUUGAAGAAGUUGACGAAGAGGAAGAUGAAGAGGAAAAAGAAUCAGAUAAGGUUAUUGGGGAGACAGAUGAAGGAGAAGAAGUAGGGAAUAUUGAAGAAGUUGAAGAGGAGGAAGAGGAUGAAGAAGAAGAAGCAGAUGAGGUAAUUGGGGAGACAGAUGAAGAAGAGGAAGUUGAUAUUAAACAAACGGAGGACAAAACUGAGGUGGUUAGUGAGGAAGACAAUGAGAAAGAAGACGAGGAAGAAGAGAGAGAACAAGAGGUGGGGGAGGAUGGUGAGAAUGUUGAGGUUAUACAUAUAAAAGAAAGGGGGACUACAGAUGAGGAAGAGGAAGACAGUGACAUUGAUAAGUAUAUAGAAGAGGAAGAAAGGUGCCACGAGGGCGAGGAGAGCAGGAAAGAACUCGAGAAAACAGUUUAUAGUCUUGAGGAAGAACCAGAAGAAGAUAGAGAAGUUGUAGAGGAGGUUGUAGAAAAUGUGAAAACAGGGCAAAUGCUAAAUGAAGAGGAGAGGGAAGAUGAUGAAGAACACAAAAGUAAUGAGUUCAAUGAGGGGUUUGGUGAGGAUGAAGAGCAAGAAUCAAAGGAUGGGGUACAGGAAGAAAAUGGUAGUGAUGAUGCGGACAGUAUAACGAGUGGUACAGGAGGUAAAAACCUACUAGAGGAGUCCCACAGGCAGAGUAACUGUGAAGAAGCAAAUGGAGAAGCAAAGGCAGCAGAUCACAACACUAUAUCAUCAACCAAAUAUUCCUGUGAGGGUCAGUGUGAGGAUGAUAAAGGUAAUGGAACAGACACUGUUAAUGAACUUGAAACACACGAGGGAGAGGAGCCUCCCGAGGAAAGAAGCAACAGUCUACAACAUCCAGGGGAAAUAUCACAGGAAUUACUUGACUUUGUUAACUCUGCCCUGCAGUCCUCUUCACUUAUAUUCACGUACGACACUCAAGGGAAAAUCAGGAUAGAGCCAGAUAAUGCUCGAGUUACAAAAACUAAACAAAUUGUUAUUCCAAAAAGUAGACAGGAUGUUUCGUACGGAUUAAAGCGUCUCCCGAGCCCGAGCACUUCAGAUUUGUCUGAUUACAGGCCAGAAACAUCGGAGAGUGGGGGAUAUAAAACUCAGGAGUCGGUAGAUAUUGUAACUGAGAGUGGGGAAGAGGGUUCUCCAGUCUGCAGAUAUAAGACCAACAUCCCUAAUAGGAGAACAAAUGUGGAGCGUGCUAACUCCAAACUGUCUGUUGCAACUUAUACAGAAGUCUUUCAAAAUGCCCCAUUCAAAAGUGGAGGUAGUUUCUCUUCGAACUCAGACACAAAAGCCUCAAAGGAGGAUCUGUCUUAUUUCAGUGCUGCGAGCUCACAAAAGGCAGAUGCCGAACCUGCCACAGAGACCACACGGAGCACUGCUUUCACCCCAGAAAAAGACUCAGCUGAUGGGGUUCUGAUCGACCAAGGUAGAUGGCUGCUCAAGGAGAAUCACCUUAUCAGAAAAUCACCACCAGUCUCCCUGGGAAUGUACAGUCAUUUAGAUGGCACAUCUACAGAUACAGGUCAGGCGAACUCUAGCGAAGAUUCCCCAUCGCAUUGCAAAUCCCACCACUACCCUCUUGAAGCCCUAUCCUCAUCAGAGCUUGAGGAGAUGGCAAAGCCUCUAACUCCAAAGUGCACCUACUACAACAUGCCACAUGGAAGUGAUUCUGACCCCUUUUUGGACGAUUCCAGUGUCAAAAGUGGGAAAAAAGAUGCAAGCAGUGUUAAAGGGAAGGGUUUCAGGGUGUCACCUAUGAUUGAUACAUCUAAAACCUGGGCAAGUAAAAAUGGUAGUCUGUCUUCAUUUGCAUCAGUUGAGUUUAAAAUUCAAGAUAGAAAAGUGCAUCCUGAGGGGGAGUCCUCAGCAAUGGCAAAUGCAAGACAGACAUCUAGUGGAGGAGGACGUUCACUGCAAUCACAAGACUCCCUUGACACGCUACCUGUGAGAUGUGGCCAAUACUGCCCCAUAUUAUAAAAGCAGGACAUUUAUUUUAUAGAAAUAUUCACACACACUGGUCCUGUGUGUGCUGUCAGUCUUGGCUAUGAUUAUUUUGUUGUAAUGCAGCUAGAAAUGAUUUGUGUUUCCUCAAAUAAUCAUGAACAAAAACUUUUCUUACAGCCCCACCGGACCUACAGACAUUUGUGGGGAUUGAAGAGAGUUGUGCCUCUAAUUCAUGUUUGAACAAAAUCAAAAAUAUACGUUUACACACA